Molecule: messenger RNA, 219 nt
Organism: Cyphellophora attinorum
Lineage: Eukaryota; Fungi; Ascomycota; Eurotiomycetes; Chaetothyriales; Cyphellophoraceae
Exons: 2
Coding region: 1-219 (72 amino acids)
Source: RefSeq, a predicted model, not a curated record
AUGGAUGAUACUGAUGCAGACAAAUCGGUGAUUGUGCCGCUCGAAUUCACUGCUGACGACCAUGAUGAGAUCUCGGACAUCGUUGACCAGAUGCAGGAGCUGGGCGUCAGUCGAACUGUCGACAUAACACAAGUCGUCGUUCACAGCAACCGAAACUCCGGGCAAAGCUCAACAUUCAUAACAUCGCGGAGCAAAGAUAUACUCGACGAACUCCUUUAA